UUUAUUCUGUUAGCCGUUCAGCUAGUGUUCGUGUCUCUUGUGCUUUUUCAAGACAUGGAGGCUGAAGAUGCGGAUUACUAUCAUUCAAGUGGAUUUCAUGGCUCGAUUUUUUUAACGGCCUUGAACAAAUCGUUGUUUUGUUGGCAGGAAUAACGACAUGCUUUGGAUGAUUUGUGAAAAGUCGUUUUAGAAAAAAAAAACAGUUUUUUGUUUUGUUUAUUCUCGCUGUUUCCCUUUUGGGAACGCGAAAUUUGGUCAACCAUUUCAUCAAGAUCGUGCUGCUCUCUAACGAUCUGUAACAACACUGUGAGGUUAUCACUUUUUUUGUUGACUGAGGACAAGUGAUACAGUUCCUACAGAAUUGGAGGAACAAUACCCCUUUCAAUUACUCUUAAUAUUACUUGUAAGGAUAUAAUUUCAACAGGAAUGAAAUCUGGAAUAGAACGGGAUAAAUUGACCUUAUUUUGGGGUCUCGUACUGUCUGUUUCUACGCUCUGCAUGUGGCCCGCCAGUGGAGAAAUCUGCGGUCUGAACGUCGACGUUCGCAAUGACAUCCGCGAGUUCACACGGCUCCUGGAGAACUGCACGGUGGUGGAGGGCUACCUGCAGAUCCUGCUCAUCGGCGACAAGACCAACCACGUCAACCAGGAGGUCUUCCGAUCGCUCAGCUUUCCCAAGCUCACCGUCGUCACCGACUACCUGCUGCUCUUCCGCGUCUCGGGCCUGGACAGCCUCAGCACGCUCUUCCCCAACCUCAGCGUCAUCCGCGGCCGCAACCUCUUCUACAACUACGCGCUGGUCAUCUUCGAGAUGACCAGCCUCAAGGACAUCGGCCUGUACAACCUGCGGAACAUCACGCGCGGCGCCGUCCUGAUCGAGAAGAACCCCGAGCUGUGCUACCUGAACUCGGUGGACUGGUCGCUCAUCAUGGACAACAACAACAACUUCAUCGUGGGCAACAAGCAGACGACGGAGUGCGGCGACGUGUGCCCGGGCAUCAUGGACGGGCAGCCCGAGUGCAUCAAGACCAGCUUCAAUGACCACUACAGCCACCGCUGCUGGACGGCCAACCACUGUCAGAAAGUGUGCCCUAAGAGGUGUGAGUGGGCGUGCACGGACGCGGGCGAGUGUUGCCACCCGCAGUGCCUGGGGGGCUGCAGCGAGCCGGGCAACGACCAGACGUGUGCCGCCUGCCUGCACUACGACCACGACGGGCGCUGCGUGCCCGACUGCCCCCCCGACACCUACAAGUUCGAGGGCUGGCGCUGCAUCUCCAAGAAGGAUUGCGCCCACAUGCACCUGGUCAGCGAACAGGAGUCCGAGCGCUUCGUCAUCCACGCUGGCGAGUGCAUUUUCGAGUGCCCGCCCGGCUUCACCCACAACGAGAGCCAGAGCAUGUUCUGCAAUGCGUGUGACGGCCUCUGUGAUAAGGUGUGUGAUUCAAAGGUCAUCGACUCGGUGAACGCUGCCCAGGCUCUUCAGGGCUGCACUGUCAUCAAAGGAAACCUGCAGAUCAACAUCCGCCGGGGGAAGAACAUAGUGUCGGAGCUGGAGAGCUUCAUGGGUCUGAUUCAGACGGUGACGGGUUACGUCAGGAUCCGUCACUCUCACACUCUCGGCUCCUUCUCCUUCCUCAAGAGCCUCCGCUACAUCAACGGCGAGGAGCUGCUGGAUGGUAUGUAUGCUUUCUCGGCUGUGGACAACCAGAAUCUCCAGGCCUUGUGGGACUGGAACCAGCACAAUCUGACCAUCAAAGCCGGGAAGCUGUUCUUCCGCCACAACCCCAAGCUGUGCGAGCGUGACAUCGUCGCCAUGUGGGACAAGACUGGCGUCAAAGGCAAGAUCGAGGUGGCCGAUGUCCGGAACAACGGCGAACGGGCAAGCUGCCAUACGCACAUGCUGAAGUUUAAAUCCAACAGCACAGCGAGUAACAAAAUCAAGUUGACAUGGGAGCGCUACCGACUACAGGACUACAGGGACCUCAUCAGCUUCAUCGUCUAUUACAAAGAAGCACCCUUCCAAAACAUUACGGAGUUUGACGGACAGGACGGCUGCGGCUCCAACAGCUGGAACAUGGUGGACGUGGACCUCCCGCAGGACAAGGGGACCGACCCGGGGGUGCUGCUGGCGCCACUCAAGCCGUGGACGCAGUACGCCAUCUUCGUCAAGGCCGUCACUCUGAUGAUGGAGGACCACCAGUCACUGGGGGCCAAGAGCGAGGUGGUCUACAUCAGGACCAGUCCCUCAGAGCCCUCGAUGCCGCAUGAUGCCCGGGCGUAUGCCAACUCGUCCACCUCCCUGGUGGUGAAGUGGUCUCCGCCCAUGCGGCCCAACGGGAACAUCACCUUCUACCUGGUGCGCUGGCAGCAGCAGCCCGAGGACCGGGAGCUCUACGAGCACAACUACUGCUCCAAGGGGCUGAAGCUCCCCACCCGUAUCUCGGCCACAGGCUCCGAGAUGGAGGACGACACCAAGCCCACCAAGUCCGACGCCUCCGGCGCCGACAAGGGCCCCUGCUGCCCGUGCACCAAGAACGACCUCGACCUGCAGGCCAAGAUCGCAGACAGCGACUACCGCAAGGUCUUUGAGAACUUCCUCCACAACGCCAUCUUCGUGCCGAGACCCCAGGAGCGUCGGAGGCGGGAUCUGUUUGGCGUGGCCAACGGGACCCUGACGCACGGCGCCACGGGCCGCAACAGCUCGCUCACCGGGGGCAACACCACGGACCGCAAGGCGCAGGACCGGGAGUUCCCCUUCCAGGAGACCACGGUGGACUCGGAGACCAUGGAGAUCUCCGGCCUGCGGCCCUUCACCGUCUACCGCAUCGACAUCCACGCCUGCAACCAGGAAGUGCGCCGCUGCAGCGCCGCCACCUUCGUCUUCUCACGCACGCGGCCCGCAGAGCGUGCGGACGACGUCCCGGGGCCGGUGCUGCAGGAGCGGGAGGAGGGGGUGGAGGGCACCAUCGUGCUGCGCUGGCCUCAGCCCCAGCACCCCAACGGCCUCAUCCUCAUGUACGACAUCAAGUACAACCUCGCCACAGAGUCUGAGAAGCUUGAGUGUGUGUCCCGGGAGCAGUACCUGCUGCUCAAAGGAGCGCGCCUGACUAACCUGGGUCCUGGCAACUACACGGCCCGUGUGCGGCCCACCUCCCUGGCGGGCAACGCCUCCUGGACCAAGCCCAUCUUCUUCUACGUCCCCCAACCCAAUGUGGACUAUGACCACGCUCUCUACCUGAUCAUCAGCAUCCCCAUCAUCAUCGUGGUCUUCAUCGUCAGCGGAGCCGUCGCCCUUGUCUUCCUCAACAGGAAGAGGAAUGCUGACAGACUGGGCAAUGGGGUCCUGUACGCGUCUGUUAAUCCAGAGUAUUUCAGUGCUGCAGACAUGUAUGUUCCUGACGAGUGGGAGGUCCCUCGCGAGAAGAUGACCAUGUGUCGGGAGCUGGGCCAGGGCAGCUUCGGCAUGGUGUACGAGGGCAUCGCCAAGAGCGUGGUCAAGGACGAGCCGGAGACGCGCGUGGCCAUCAAGACGGUCAACGAGUCGGCCAGCAUGCGAGAGCGCAUCGAGUUCCUCAACGAGGCGUCCGUCAUGAAGGAGUUCAACUGCCACCACGUGGUGCGAUUGUUGGGCGUGGUUUCCCAAGGACAGCCAACCCUGGUGAUUAUGGAGCUGAUGACACGUGGAGACCUGAAGAGCCACCUGCGAUCACUCCGCCCAAAAGAUCAGCAGGGCUCGUGCAGUCAGGCGCUGCCGCCGCUGAAGAAGAUGAUCCAGAUGGCGGGGGAGAUAGCCGACGGCAUGGCCUACCUCAACGCCAACAAGUUUGUGCACAGAGAUCUGGCCGCCAGGAACUGCAUGGUGGCGGAAGACUUCACUGUCAAGAUCGGAGACUUUGGCAUGACCAGGGACAUCUAUGAGACGGAUUACUACAGGAAAGGGGGCAAGGGGCUGCUCCCUGUGCGCUGGAUGUCCCCGGAGUCACUCAAGGACGGAGUCUUCACCACCAACUCAGAUGUCUGGUCGUUUGGGGUGGUGCUGUGGGAGAUUGCCACCCUGGCGGAGCAGCCCUACCAGGGCAUGACCAACGAGCAGGUGCUGCGCUUCGUCAUGGAGGGAGGCCUGCUGGACAAGCCUGACAACUGCCCCGACAUGCUCUUUGAGCUGAUGCGGAUGUGCUGGCAGUACAACCCUAAGAUGCGGCCUUCCUUCCUGGAGAUCAUCAACAGCAUCAAGGAGGAGCUGGAGUCGCCGUUCCGCGAGCUCAGCUUCUUCUACAGCGAGGAGAACAAGCCGCCGGACACAGAAGGCCUGGAUUUCGAGGUGGAGAAUAUGGAGAACGUCCCCCUGGACCCCGUGUCCAGCCGGCAGCCCCCGACGCCCGUGGCGGUCUCGGCCGGGACCCCGGUGAGGUCCUCCCCACAGCCGCUGCCCUCGGCCCAGUGCCCGGGCGCGCUGACGACCGGGACGCCCCUGGGGCCUUCCUCCCCGACCUCCCCGACGGGCGCGGGGGCCGCGGCAGUGCCCUCCUGCUCGUCCCCCGCCUCCAUGGCGUCCUCGCCGGCCCCGUCGCUAGCGGCGGCAGCGGCCCUGGGCCUGGACAAGCACUCGGGACAGGCGUCGGCCAACGGGCCCGUGCUGGUGCUGGGGCCGGCGUUCGACGAGACCCAGCCGUACGCGCACAUGAACGGGGGGCGCAAGAACGAGCGGACUCUACCCCUGCCCCAGUCCUCUGCCUGCUGAUCCCCCC
Messenger RNA from Sardina pilchardus (European sardine), 4747 nucleotides. RefSeq names its product insulin-like growth factor 1a receptor (gene igf1ra). The transcript is spliced from 21 exons. The record is from RefSeq and is a predicted model, not a curated record. Gene Ontology annotation, cellular component: insulin receptor complex; axon; plasma membrane. Gene Ontology annotation, biological process: glucose homeostasis; multicellular organism development; positive regulation of kinase activity. Bases 427 to 4740 code for a protein of 1437 amino acids. Gene Ontology annotation, molecular function: insulin receptor activity; insulin receptor substrate binding; phosphatidylinositol 3-kinase binding. NCBI's taxonomy places the organism in Eukaryota, Metazoa, Chordata, Actinopteri, Clupeiformes, Clupeidae.